AGUGAAAGAGGAGGAGGAGGAGAUGGCUGUCACACUGAAAAAGGAGGAGGAAGAAGAGGAGGAAACUGGAUAUCUGGGCCCGGUUUCCCAAAGCCAUCUUAAGGCAUCCAAUAGUUCUAAUGAUGAACUUAGUCAUAAGAUGCUUUUGGAAAACUGGGCCCUGAUUAACACUAGAGAACAACAUCAUGAUGCUGACAAGGAAGAGAAGAGUCUCUCCACAUCAGAACGUCUGAUAAAAAACCGGCAGAGACCCACAGGGAAGAAACUUCACCGCUGCUCUGAUUGUGGGAAGAGUUACUCAAGAUCAGAUUCACUACAACUUCACCUGAGAAUUCACACUGGAGAGAAUUCUCACUGCUGCUCUGACUGUGGGAAGAGAUUCACCUCUUCAGCAGAUCUUAAAAAACAUUUGAGAAUCCACACAGGAGAGAAACCUUAUGGCUGUGAUCAAUGUGGGAAGAGUUUUACUAGAUCAAGUAAUCUGAAAGCACACCAGAGAAUACACACCGCAGAGAAACCCCAUAGCUGUGAUCAAUGUGGGAAGAGUUUUUCUUCGUCUAGCCAUCUGACUACACACCAGAGAACACACACAGGAGAGAAACCUCAUCACUGCUUUGACUGUGGAAAGAGUUACUCAAGAUCAGAUUCACUGAAAGUGCACCAGAGAAUUCACACUGGGGAAAAACCUUAUAGCUGUUUUCAAUGUGGGAAGAGUUGUAAUAACACAAACAGCCUGAAAACACACCAGAGAAUUCACACUGGAGAAAAACCUUAUAACUGUGAUCAGUGUGGGAAGGGUUUUACUGAUACAAGCAGCCUGAAAACACACCAGAGAAUUCACACUGGAGAUAAACCUUAUAGCUGCUCUGACUGUGGGAAGAGCUUUUCAAAAUCAUCUACAUUGCAAUCACACCAGAGAAUUCACACUGGAGAGAAACCUUAUAGCUGCUCUGACUGUGGGAAGACCUUUUCAAAAUUAUAUACAUUGCAAUCACACCAGAGAAUACACACAGGAGAGAAACCUUACAGCUGUGAUCAAUGUGGAAAGAGUUUUGUUACGUCUAGCCAUCUGACUAUACACCAGAGAACACACACAGGAGAGAAACCUUAUAGCUGUGAUCAAUGUGGGAAGAGAUACUCUGAUAAAAGAGCUCUGAUUAAACAUCAGAAAGUACAUACAUGAAGGAGUUGUUCCAUGAUAUCAAUGAAAUGAUGUCACAAUGUAGAAUGUUUUAACAUUGUAGUAGGAGAAUUCUAGUGAUGUCACAAUGUAGAAUGUUUUAACAUUGUAGUAGGAGAAUUCUAGUGAUGUCACAAUGUAGAAUGCUUUAACAUUGUAGUAGAAGUAUUCUAAUGAUGUCAUAAUGUAGAAUGUUUUAACAUUGUAGUAGGAGAAUUCUAAUGAUGUCACAAUGUAGAAGCCUAAACGUUUGUCCCCUGAUCUAUUGAUUUCAGCAUGGCAUGGAUAUGAGCCUCAUAAGGGGGAAAAUACAGGUUUUGAAAGAGACCUAUUUAUGUGAUUUAACAAAACAAAGUUUUGCAUUAGCGACCCACUUGAAUCAAAAUGCAACACUUCAAAAUGUAGCGUGCUGUUUUCUACAAAUUGUCCUGAUGUACACAUUAUUCCCAGAUUCCGUGUGGUGUUUGAGCUGUUAGUUUUAACAGGACGUGCAACCUCUUCUCCCCCCUCCCGUGCAAUUUAUUUCCAAGUGAUAUCGAUAUGAGUGAUGAAGAAUAAGUGUUGCAUUUCUCUUCGUUUUGGGGACGCCUACAUUUAAAUGCGUCACUCCAACAUGUAGCUGACUGUCUUCUGCAGAUCAUCUAACCAGUGAGGUAAAAGAUAUCUCCCAUUUCCAUGUUUAGUUGCGUUAGUUUCAACAGCAAGAAACAAUCUGAUUUCCCCCCUAAUCUAUAUAAGUGAUUUAUUGUUAAUUGACAAAACAAAAGUGUUUUUGGUGUUUGUGCAGUUAAUAAGGUGUUUAAAAAAAAAAUACAGGUAAUAUAUUUGUGUUGAUAAAAUGUUACAACUGUUUUGACAUUGGGGCUAUCCCACCUAGUGUCAUUGAAAAGAAGACUAUGCCCGACGUCCAAUCUACGUUCGGUUUUGGUUGAACGUUGAAAAAAACGUUUUUUUUCGAAUGGUUUCAACAAUUCCACUGAACCUAAUUUUAACGUUCUUGAAGUUUAUGAACAAUCCUACAUCACUCCUAGUAUUUACACAGUAUUUCUUUACAACAUUCAAUUGCUAAUUGUCUUUAUUAAUUAUUACCAAAACAUAUUUCCAAAAGGAUUCGGUUUUGAUAAUAAUACAUAAUGUAACAUUUAGUAAUCAUAAUUAUUUAUGCAACGAACUUACAAUUUAUUUUUUGUAUAAUUAUAUUGUUUACUAACAAUGUCGUAAAUCAAGCUUACAGUUUGUGCCAGGAGUCAUUACAUCCUGUCCUUACUAUUUUAAUCAAUGUAGUUUCCUUAGAAUGAUCAUUAGUCUUUCAUUGUUUGGUUAUUCUUUGUUUGUUGUGUAGUAAAUAUUUCCGUCUUUUAUUUUCAUUGCUUUAUCAGUUUCCUGUGAAGCGCAUUGUGUUGAAUCCAUGUCUGAAAUGUUCUAUAUAAAUACAGUUUGAUUUGAACAUAUUGUAAAACAAUGAACCCAAUGACUGACCAAUCAAAACAAAUUAACCCAGUGACUGACCAAUCAACAGACUUUUGCAAAACCAAUGAACAAAAUAUUUGCGAAAGCAACACAUAUCUUGGUGUAUCUUACUAUGAAAGACAGUAUAAGCUCAGUAUAACUACCACGAUGUCAAAAUUGUACAUGUUAUGUACGUUUAUUAUCACAUUUCAACCAGUACAUUUUGUACAAUACGUCAAAGGAUUCUACUGCUGAAAACUGAAACAAACAAAUGGAUCAAACAGCAGGUCCUGGAC
Molecule: messenger RNA, 2925 nt
Organism: Oncorhynchus kisutch (coho salmon)
Lineage: Eukaryota; Metazoa; Chordata; Actinopteri; Salmoniformes; Salmonidae
Product: zinc finger protein 239-like
Exons: 2
Coding region: 23-1183 (386 amino acids)
Biological process (GO): regulation of transcription by RNA polymerase II
Molecular function (GO): DNA-binding transcription factor activity; RNA polymerase II cis-regulatory region sequence-specific DNA binding
Source: RefSeq, a predicted model, not a curated record